GUGGCCAAACAUGGACGCGCUAAGCAGCAGGUGUAGCACAGUGGCCUUCGUUGCGGCAGUGAUGGUGCCACUGCUGGUGGGAGAGGUGACAGCCCUGAAGCUAUCCCGGACGGAGCCAGACGCACAGCCAGUUGGUGGGGCCACGCACCUCUAUCCCUGCUUCUCUGUCUAUCAAAUAGACCUCAAUGAGACGAGGCUCUUCACUCACAUCGGCUCUCCUGAGAGCGCGGACUGCGCGUACACGUUCGAAGCUCCAGAGGAGGCGUCUCUGGAACUAGAGGUGGGCAACAUCGCGGCGGCGCCCUCUGGAGGUUCGGCGUACAACUACGGCUACAGCUACUCGUGUGGACCGCAGGCCGUCCGCAUCUUCGACUUCCGCCCGGACGGCGCACUCGUCGUCGCUGCUACGUGGUGUGGGUGGCCGGUGCAGGGGGCGGCGCUGAGCGCCCGCUCGUCGCGCAACCUGGCGGUGGUCACCUCCACCGUGGCCCGCGGCUCGUUCGACCUGCGGGUGUCUGCCGCCUCACUGCCUCAGGCCGGCAACACCACCGACCUCGUGCCCGUGUCCGACCUGGUGCCGCCGCCGCCUCCGUCCACAGCCGCCUCCACCAGGGGAGACACUCCCAGCCCUCCGGCAGAGCAAGAACAACCCAGUGCUGCGCCGACCGCCGCUGCAGUGGAGGGGGUAGAAUCGGAGACGACCACCACGACAACCACCACGACUACAAGCACGACCACAGCGGAAGCCGUUAGCGUGCAGGACUCGCCUCCAGCCACCACAGCUGUGCCACCUCGAGUGCCGCCUGCCAGCCCAACAGAUGACAGUACCAGCAACGACGACCCAGAACGGUCUGCACCGCCUUCCACUGCUGCAGCUGUGGUGGAAACCAGUGAAGACUCAACGCAACCACCACCCCCACUGCGGAGUGCUGCUUCUGCUCUCUAGCCCUGAUAACUCUCGUAACUGCAUUGCACACUUUGUAACUCCUUCAGGAGUAGUGGAGAUACGAGGUACAAAGAGUUGUCAGUAGGCAACUGUUCUCUCUUACCUCCUCCUUUUUCCUCUUCUUUGCUUUUCUGUUUACCAACAUGACAUCCCACAGGCAAUGAGAUUGUUAGAGACAGAGCAUGGCUCAGUUUGAGAAGAAUGAGAAACAACUUCUGUAGUAUUCUUUGGCAGAAAUAAUCCCAGAGUAUGCCAGAAAUAGUGUCAAGCUUUUCCGAUCACCAGAACACUUCUCCAUACCAGAGCUGAUGCACUCUUUGUUGGCAAGCAACUGCCUUGUAUCUGGGGUAGUAGUAACCUUGAGACAUGUACUGGGACCUCACAAUACUACAGACACAAACAGUCACAUUACUUUUAGUCAGAUUAUUGUUAAGGGAGACGCCACGAACAGUCGAAUAACACCUAAGGAUUCGCUACAGAAUCUUCUAUACACAACCAAUGUUCUGCUUUCAGUCCUCUUUCUUCAUUAACUCUGAAUUAUCUGGAAAUUUUGUAAUCAUCCUACAUAAGGAAUGUCAGCCCUUUGCCAGAAACUGUAAUAACUACU
Schistocerca piceifrons (Central American locust) is the source of this 1553-nucleotide messenger RNA. RefSeq names its product mucin-7-like. The record is from RefSeq and is a predicted model, not a curated record. The coding region runs from base 11 to 946 and encodes 311 amino acids. The transcript is spliced from 6 exons. NCBI's taxonomy places the organism in Eukaryota, Metazoa, Arthropoda, Insecta, Orthoptera, Acrididae.